This is a messenger RNA of Perognathus longimembris pacificus (Pacific pocket mouse), 1466 nucleotides long. Its product is annotated as putative P2Y purinoceptor 10. The record is from RefSeq and is a predicted model, not a curated record. The coding region runs from base 180 to 1223 and encodes 347 amino acids. Lineage: Eukaryota; Metazoa; Chordata; Mammalia; Rodentia; Heteromyidae. Gene Ontology annotation, biological process: phospholipase C-activating G protein-coupled receptor signaling pathway; positive regulation of Rho protein signal transduction. The transcript has 2 exons. Gene Ontology annotation, cellular component: membrane. Gene Ontology annotation, molecular function: G protein-coupled receptor activity.
AUCUGGAAAUCUAGCAUCUUCUGUAAGUUUAUCAAACUGUGGAAUAGCUACCUAAUAGCCUUCAGAGUACUACAAAUGGAUUUCCCCAAGAAAUAGAUGACUUGAUCGUCUGAAGCAGAAAGAGGUCAUGAAACCGUCACUCUCAUGCUUUUCCUAAGGAAGAAACAUAAACGCUCAAGAUGGGAAGUAACAGUACACACAGUACGAGGGCCAAGUGCACCGAUUUGCACAUGUCAUUUCAGUACUCCCUCUAUGCGACCACCUACAUUAUCAUCUUCAUCCCUGGUCUUCUGGCCAACAGUGCAGCCUUGUGGGUUCUCUGCCGCUUCAUCAGCAAGAGAAACAAAGCCAUCAUUUUCAUGAUCAACCUCUCUGUGGCUGACCUUGCUCACGUGCUGUCUUUACCCCUCCGGAUCUACUAUUACAUCAGCCACCACUGGCCUUUCCAGAGGGCCCUGUGCCUGCUGUGCUUCUAUUUGAAGUAUCUCAACAUGUAUGCCAGCAUUUGCUUCCUGACAUGCAUUAGCCUUCAGAGGUGCCUCUUUCUCCUCAAGCCAUUCAGGGCCAGGAACUGGAAGCGUAGGUAUGAUGUGGGCAUCAGUGCUGCCAUCUGGGUCGUCGUGGGGACUGCCUGUUUGCCACUUCCCAUUUUGAGAGGCGCUGGGUUAGGCGACCACAGUGAAUCCUGCUUUGCUGAUUUAGGUCUUUACCAUAUUAACUUGGCUUCCUCCAUUGGCAUGGUAACUGCUGCUGAACUUGGAGGGUUUGUGUUGCCUGUUGCAAUCAUUACUUAUUGUACAUGGAAAACAAGAAAAUCUUUGCAAGAAUCCCAAGUUCCACCUCAGAAUACCAAAGAGAGGAAAAAGGCUUUGAGAAUGGUCCUGAUGUGUGCAGUGGUGUUUGUUGUAUGUUUUACUCCUUACCAUCUCAACUUCCCAUUCUUUAUGAUGGCGAAGCAAUAUGUCUUCUCAAACUGUUCCUUUAUCAAGAGCACCCUGGGUUUCCACAUCAUUUCACUGUGUCUCGCAAAUCUGAAUUGUUGUCUUGAUCCGGUUAUAUAUUAUUUUAUGACCUCAGAAUUUCGUGAUCAAUUUUCAGAACACGGUGGCUUGGUUCUUCAGUCGUGUGUGAGAUGUAAGGACAGAGCUUUGGAAAUUCGUCAGAGAAAGGAGGAUCUUCAAUCAAUCUCUCUUGACUGUUUGGAUGACUCCAAUACAAUGUAAUCACAUAAUUAGCAAGAAAAAUCUUUAUGCUCUAUCAGUGUAGUUAUAUCAUUCUUAAGAUUUUUCUUGAAAAUGAUGUUGCUAGAGUGUGUUAAGGAAACAUGACCCACUCUCCACACCAUCAAAAUGAUCCUUUGAAGGAAUUACCGAUGCCGAUAUCAUGUCUAAAUGGAAAUACAUUUUUCUAUAGACUUAGUGACCAAAUUUAUUUCAUACUUACUGGGAUGAGCAACAUCCCACUUC